Molecule: messenger RNA, 2256 nt
Organism: Malurus melanocephalus (red-backed fairy wren)
Lineage: Eukaryota; Metazoa; Chordata; Aves; Passeriformes; Maluridae
Gene: COQ2
Product: coenzyme Q2, polyprenyltransferase
Exons: 7
Biological process (GO): ubiquinone biosynthetic process
Cellular component (GO): mitochondrial inner membrane
Source: RefSeq, a predicted model, not a curated record
UUCUCGGCGGCCGAGCUGGUGCGCUCCGCGCCGGCCCCGCUGCAGCCCUACCUGCGGCUCAUGCGGCUGCACCAGCCCGCCGGGACGUGGCUGCUGUACCUGCCGUGCACCUGGAGCAUCGGGCUGGCGGCCGCGCCCGGCUGCCUCCCGGACUGGCGCAUGCUGUCCCUGUUCGGCGUGGGAGCCGUGCUCAUGAGGGGGGCCGGCUGCACCAUCAAUGACAUGUGGGACCGCGACUAUGACAGACAGGUUGCAAGAACAGCAAGCAGACCUCUGGCAGCUGGAGAUAUYUCCACUUUUCAGUCCUUGGUUUUCCUUGGGGGACAGCUCAGCCUGGCACUSUGUGUGCUUCUGUGUCUGAACUACUACAGUAUCAUUCUGGGAGCAGCCUCUUUGUCCCUUGUAAUCACCUACCCUCUGAUGAAGAGAAUAACAUACUGGCCACAGCUAGUUUUGGGACUUACAUUUAAUUGGGGAGCCCUUCUUGGCUGGUCUGCCAUCAGAGGGUCGUGUGAGUGGUCUGUGUGUUUGCCCUUGUACUUUGCUGGAGUCAUGUGGACGCUCGUGUACGACACCAUUUAUGCACAUCAGGAUAAGAGGGACGACAUCAUGAUYGGUGUGAAGUCAACUGCACUGCAGUUCAAGGAGGACACAAAACAGUGGCUCAGUGGCUUCAGCCUGGCCAUGCUCCUGAGCUUGUGUGUGGCAGGGAUGAAUUGCAAUCAAACCUUCCCRUAUUACUCGGCUGUGGCUGCUGUUGGGGCUCACCUGGCACACCAGAUCUACACUUUGGACAUAGACAAGCCUGAAGACUGUUGGAAGAAAUUUUCUUCAAAUCGUACUGUAGGAAUUCUGCUCUUCRUAGGGAUUGUGCUUGGAAAUCUGUGGAAACAAAAAGACUUCAAAAAUGUAGAAGAGCCUUUUGAGAACAGAUAGUUGAARUCACUAUACUAAAUUUUAGAUUAACUAAGAUGUAAAUAUUUUAAUAAGGAAAAAUUUUAAUAUAAGCAUAGCUGCUUUAUAUAGUUUAUUUAUAAAAGCUGGUGAAGACAUUCUUGUUUCUGAAAUCAUGCAAUUGAGAUGAUCCUUCAGUGGAAGUUUUGAUUAUCUGUGAAUAACUUCAAUCUGCAUAGAAGGUUAAUAAGAGAAGCUGCUCUGCUGGUCCUGUGUAGUAUCAGCAAACUUCUGUGAAGCUCUGUAGACUGUGAACCCAAGAUUUUUUAUGACACAGGUGUCUCUUAGUGGCAGCACAUGUUAAAAUGCAAAAUGAUUUCCGGAUGUAAAUAAAAUCUGGCCGUACAUGUUUGAUGGUCUGGUUUAUUACAAAGGGAGUUUUCAGUUUGAGUUGGAGCUUGCUGCAUGAAAGAAUUGCAGUAUCUAUUUUUAUCCUGGGAUAUCUAGGAUCAUUGAGGACUCUGAGCAUGAGGUCUACAAUAAGGAGUCAAUAGAGAGUUAUUUAAGACCUUUUGCUGCUGCUGGGAUUGCUGCAGCARGUGCUUUCCAUGUGAAGAAGACAGGCUUCUGUAAAGUUGCAUGCACAAAGUGAGCUGAGCUUGUUUGUCAACAGUGAUUUGAACACAGACUAACGACUUCAAACAAAAACAGAGCACCCCAGAGCUGUUGCCGAGUGUGUGUGACCAGUGGUUGACCCUGAGCUACAACUUCAUCAUGCAAGCUGUUGAUAUUUUUUGAUUUUUGUUUUUUAAUUCCGCUUGUUUUGACUCAAGCCUACUGGUUUUAUUUGCAGUCUCACUGGAUGGGAUGCCUAGAAACAAUAAAAAUAGCAAGUGCAGGCCAACUAAAUGGCCCUUACACAGAAGUUAAUCUUAAAUAGGGUUUAUGUUUUUUUUGGGGGGGAAAGCAUUAAGUUGAAGAAAAGCAGUUUAAAAAUGAAAACCAGUAAGUUUCUGAUGGAUUAUGUAACAGCUGCAUUUUGGAGAAGGAUARUUCAAUGCAUCCAUCUUCAUGUUGGACAUUUUUUUUAGCCAUUAACUAGUAAUUAAAAAGUCAUGAUGCAAUUAGUAUGGAUCAGUUUCUUAAUAAUAGUAGUAUUUCUUUAGAGAGAUGGCAAAAAUUAUUCAUCUGUAUAUAAAACAUACUGAAGUGUUUUUAAGUGUUUUUUAAGAUUUGGGAAGAGCACAUGUUUUGUAAUGCCUUUGAAUGCUCUCUUUCCAAAGGCUCUUUGUCUCAAGUGUUUGUCUUGUAAUGAGAAGAAGAAAAAGGUGYAGCUAAAUAGAGUAAAAAUUAAUUUUUUAU